Molecule: messenger RNA, 8948 nt
Organism: Ochotona curzoniae (black-lipped pika)
Lineage: Eukaryota; Metazoa; Chordata; Mammalia; Lagomorpha; Ochotonidae
Gene: UTP20
Product: UTP20 small subunit processome component
Exons: 62
Coding region: 154-8469 (2771 amino acids)
Cellular component (GO): 90S preribosome; nucleolus; small-subunit processome
Source: RefSeq, a predicted model, not a curated record
CAUGGCGGCGUCCUAGGGUCCUAUCCGCACGUGAGCCAAGUCUGGGCAUCUGGGGAUCCAAGAGGACGGCGUGUGAGCUGCUUGCCUGUUCCUGCUGUCGUUUACAACUCUUCCGCAUUCCGAGGCUUCGCGGGCUGUUGCCGUUCCGCAGCCAUGAAGCCAAAGCCUGUGUCCCACAAGACCGAGAACACUUACCGGUUUCUAACCUUCGCGGAACGGCUGGGGAAUGUGAAUAUCGAUAUAAUCCACCGCAUCGAUAGAACUGCAAGCUAUGAGGAGGAGGUUGAAACCUACUUUUUUGAGGGUCUGCUGAAAUGGAGAGAACUAAACCUUACCGAACACUUUGGGAAAUUUUACAAGGAGGUCAUUGACAAAUGCCAGUCGUUCAAUCAGCUGGUGUAUCAUCAGCAUGAGAUCGUCCAAAGUCUAAAAUCUCACCUACAAAUCAAGAACAGUUUUGCCUACCAACCCCUAUUGGAUCUGGUUGUACAGUUGGCACGAGACCUGCAGACGGAUUUCUACCCACACUUUGGAGAUUUUUUCCUCACCAUCACCUCAAUCCUGGAGACUCAGGACACAGACCUGCUAGAAUGGGCUUUCACCUCGCUGUCUUAUCUUUACAAGUACCUGUGGCGCCUGAUGGUGAAGGACAUGUCCCGGAUAUACAGCAUGUACAGUACACUGCUGGCUCAUAAAAAAUUGCAUAUAAGAAACUUUGCGGCUGAAAGUUUUACUUUCUUGAUGAGAAAGGUUGCUGAUAAAAAUGCACUUUUCAACUUAAUGUUUGUUGAUCUUGAUGAACAUCCAGAAAAGACAGAAGGAGUUGGGCAGUUGCUGUUUGAGAUGUGCAAAGGAAUUAGAAAUAUGUUUCAUUCCUGUACAGGCCAGUCAAUGAAGCUGAUUUUGCAGAAGUUGGGACCAGUUACAGAAACAGAAGCUCAACUACCAUGGGUUUUAAUUGGAGAAACGCUCAAAAGCAUGGUCAGAUCUACCGUGUCCUACGUCUACAAGGAACAUUUUGGUACAUUUUUUGACUGCUUACAGGAAUCACUCCUGGAUCUACAUACCAAAGUAACAAAAGUUAACUGCUGUGAAAGUUCUGAACAGAUUACAAGGCUGUUAGAAAUAUAUCUGAUACUUAUAAAACAUGGAAAUGGAGCAAAGAUAACCAUGCCUGAUGUUGUUUGUAAGGUGUUAAGUCAAACAUUACAUAUAGCCAAUCUCUCCACAUCUUGCCGGAAGACCCUCUUGAAUGUAAUUUCUGCUUUGAUCCUUGGUGAAAAUGUUUCCUUGGCGGAGACCCUCAUCAGUGAAACCAUAGAAAAAGUUUUUGAGAGUGGAUUUGAAAGAUGUUUAAUAUUGGAUUUUUCAGAAGUCUUAUUUGCCAUGAAGCAAUUUGAGCAGCUCUUCCUACCAAGCUUUCUCUUGUACAUUGAGCAGUGUUUUUUGAUGGAGGACGCAGAGGUCAAAGAUGAAGCUCUGGCCAUCUUGGCAAAGCUCGUUCUGAACAAAGCAGCCCCUCCCGCGGCCGGCUCAAUGGCCAUUGAGAAGUACCCCCUGGUUUUCUCAGCUCAAACCGUGGGGUCCUAUUUAAGGCAGAAGAAGAGCAGAUCCAAAGGAGGAAAGGAACAGUUUCCAGUACUGAGCCAGCUGUUAUCCAUAGUUCAGUCACCCCCGGAUAAUGAGAGCACUUACCUUUCGCAGUGUUGGGCAGCCCUGGUUGUGCUGCCUCAUGUUAGACCUCUGGAGAAGGAGAAGGUGACAGCCGUGGUCACGAGCUGCAUAGAGUCACUCUUCAGGACUGUUGACCGAGGCUGCUAUGGAAAAGGUCACUUAUUUGUUCUUUGCCAAGCCGUAAGCACCCUGAUAAGUUUGGAAGAGUCUUCUGAGCUUCUUCGUUUGGUUCCUGUGGAACGUGUGAAAAAUUUAGUGCUACUGUUUCCUGCGGAGCCAUCUGUGUUGCUGCUGGCUGAUCUCUAUUAUCAGAGACUCUCCUUGUGCAGCUGCAAGGAGCCACUCUCCGAGGAAGCUUUAAUGGAAUUGUUUCCCAAGUUACAAGCGAACAUUUCGACAGGUGUAUCCAAGAUUCGGCUUUUGACGAUAAGGAUCCUAAACCAUUUUGAUGUUCGGCUUCCAGAAAUCAAAGAGGAGGACGGGCUCUCAGAGCAGCAGUCGGCCUUUGCUGUGCUGCGCCAGGCUGAGCUGGUGCCGGCAACUGUGGGUGAUUACCGGGAGAAGCUUCUGCAUCUGAGAAAACUGAGACAUGACGUGGUGCAAACAGCGGUCCCUCCCGGACCACUGCAGGAGGUGCCACUCCGUUACUUGUUAGGCAUGUUGUAUGUUAACUUCAGUGCUCUGUGGGAUCCUGUUAUCGAACUCAUAAGUUCUCAUGCACAUGAAAUGGAAAACAAGCAGUUUUGGAAAGUCUACUAUGAACAUCUGGAAAGAGCAGCUACACAAGCUGAGAAAGAGCUGCAGAAUGAUCUGAGGGCUGAAGAGAAGUCUACUGGAGAGGAAGGUUGGGAGCGGCCCCAGGACGGGGAUGUUGGAGCUCUUUAUCACAGCCAGUUAGCAUCGGCAACUGACUGUCGGGAAAGACUGGACCACACCAACUUCCGGUUUUUACUCUGGCGAGCACUAGCAAAAUUCCCAGAGAGAGUAGAGCCACGAUCCAGGGAACUCUCUCCGCUUUUCUUGAGAUUCAUCAACAACGAGUACUACCCCGCGGAUCUGCAGGUGGCUCCCACUCAGGAUUUGCGGAGAAAAGGCAAAGGGCUAGCUGCAGAAGAAGUGGAAGAGGAACCUGCCCCUGGAGAUGAGGAAGAGUUGGAGGAAGAGGUGUCGCCCCAAGAUGAACCCUCGCAGAAGAAGAAGACAAGAAGGGCGGCGGCCAAGCAAUUAAUUGCCCACUUGCAAGUUUUUUCCAAAUUUUCAAAUCCUCGAGCCUUGUAUCUAGAAUCCAAAUUAUACGAGUUAUAUCUUCAGUUAUUGCUACACCAAGAUCAAACGGUACAAAAAAUAACCCUGGAUUGCAUAAUGACAUAUAAACAUCCUCAUGUCCUCCCUUACAGGGAAAAUUUACAAAGGUUGCUUGAAGACAAAAGCUUUAAAGAAGAGAUCGUCCAUUUUAACCUUGCGGAAGAUAAUACUAUAGUGAAAACAACCCACCGAGCAGAUCUGUUUCCUAUUCUCAUGAGAAUUCUGUAUGGGCGCAUGAAGAACAAGACUGGGAGUAAAACACAGGGCAAGUCGGCUUCAGGCACGCGCAUGGCCAUCGUGCUGCGCUUCCUCGCCGGGACUCAGCCCGAGGAGAUCCAGAUAUUCCUGGACCUGCUGCUGGAGCCUGUGAAGCACUUCCUGAACGGAGAGUGCCAGCAUGCAGUUGUGCAAGCAGUAGAAGAUUUGGAUUUGUCCAGAGUUCUUCCUUUGGGCCGUCAGCAUGGUGUCUUAAACAGCCUUGAAAUCGUGUUGAAGAACAUCAGCCAUCUGAUCGGCACAUACUUACCGAAGAUUUUGCAGAUACUGCUCUGUAUGACAGCGACUGUCUCACACAUCCUUGACCAGCGGGAGAAGAUACAGCUGAGGUUUGUUAACCCGCUGAAGAACCUGCGACGUCUUGGAAUCAAGAUGGUGACUGACAUCUUUCUGGACUGGGAGUCCCAUCAGUUCCGAGCGGAAGAAAUCGAUGCUGUGUUUCACGGGGUCGUCUGGCCCCAGAUCUGCAGGCUUGGGUCAGAGAGUCCGUAUUCUCCUACGCCUCUGCUGAAACUAAUUAGUGUCUGGGGCAGAAAUGCAAGAUACUUUCCUUUUCUGGCUAAACAGAAGCCUGGGCAUCCAGAGUAUGAUAUCUUAACCAAUGUCUUUGCAAUUCUGUCAGCCAAGAAUCUCUCUGAUGCCACCGCUGGUGUUGUGAUGGAUAUUGUCAGUGACCUGCUUAACAUUCCGGACUUCGAGCCCACAGAAACAGUGUUGAGCUUGCCAGUAACUGGAUGCGUAUAUGCAGAUGUGUCCGAAGAUAUGGACGAGUCCAUCACUGUGGGAGGGAGGUUGAUCCUGCCCCACGUACCUGCAGUUCUGCAGUAUCUCAGCAGAACCACAAUAAGUGCAGAGAAAGUGAAAAAGAAGAAGAACCGCGCACAAGUCAGCAAAGAACUAGGCAUUCUUUCCAGGAUCAGCAAGUUUAUGAAAGACAAAGAACAAAGUUCGCUGCUUGUUACACUUCUGCUUCCUUUCCUCCAUCGUGGCAAUAUUGCUCAGGAUACGGAGAUGGAUAUUCUGGUGACAGUGCAGAACUUGUUAAACCACUGUGUGGAGCCCACAGACUUCCUCAAGCCACUGGCGGCGCUCUUCUCCAUUAUUAAGAAUAAACUAUCAAGACAAUUGCUUUGCACAGUUUUCCAGACUCUUUCUGAUUUUGACAGUGAUCUACAGUACAUCACUGAUGUUGUCAAGCUUAAUGCAUUCGAUCACAGACAUCUUGAUGAUAUCAACUUUGAUGUCCGCUUUGCGGCCUUCCAGACCAUCGCCUCCCACGUUAAAGACAUGCAGGCGGUGGAUGCUAACUACCUAAUUCCGGUCAUGCAUAAUUGUUUCUAUAAUAUGGAGGUAGGAGAUAUGUCUCUAAGUGAUAAUGCCAGCAUGUGCUUGAUGAGUAUCAUUAAAAAGCUGGCAGCCUUGAAUGUUGCUGAGAAAGAAUACAAAGAACUCAUUCAUCGGUCGCUACUGGAGAAGUUGAGGAAAGGGUUGAAGAGCCAGACAGAGAGUAUCCAACAGGAUUAUACUACCAUACUUUCUUGUUUAAUUCAAACCUUUCCGAAUCAACCAGAAUUUAAAGACUUGGUACAGCUCACUCAUCGCCAGGAUCCGGAAAUGGACUUCUUUGAGAACAUGAAGCACAUUCAGAUCCACCGGCGAGCCAGGGCCCUGAAGAAGCUGGCUAAGCAGCUGCUGGAAGGCAAGGUUGCGCUGUCCUCUAAAUCCCUUCAGAAUUACAUCAUGCCCUAUGCCAUGACGCCAGUCUUUGAUGAGAAGAUGCUCAAGCAUGAAAACAUAACCGCAGCGGCCACGGAGGCCAUUGGGGCCGUGUGCAAACAUCUCUCUUGGCCAGCAUACAUCUAUUACUUGAAGCAUUUCAUUCAUGUCUUACAGACAGGACAGAUCAACCAAAAGUUGGGGGUCAGUUUGCUAGUAAUCGUGUUAGACGCAUUCCACUUUGACCACAAAACACUUGAGGAGCAAAUGGCAAAAAUUCAGAAUGAAGAAAACACAACGGAAUUGACCGAGUUACCGGAGCAGGAGGCCAUGGAGCUGGGAAACCCAGAUGAGGAAGAGAAGGCAAUUCCACACACGAGUCUGGCAGGCCACGACGGAGAGCCAGGAAGUCACGAGCCUGGCGACCCAGAAGGGGCAGCACCUAAGGAACCCGAGUGCACCGCGGGGUCUGUCUCCUCCCUCCCGCGGAAUAAGGAAGAGUUGGAGAGAACAAUUCAAAAUAUCCAAACAGCCAUCACCGGGGAUAUCCUACCCAGGCUCCAUAAAUGCCUCGCAUCCACGACUAAAAGAGAAGAAGAGCAUAAGCUCAUCAAGUCAAAGAUUGUGAAUGAUGAGGAAGUGGUCAGAGUUCCUUUAGCGUUUGCCAUGGUGAAGCUAAUGCACUCCCUUCCAAAAGACGUCAUGGAGGCCAACCUGCCGAGCAUUUUGCUGAAAGUGUGUGCCCUCCUCAAGAACAGAGCACAGGAAAUCCGAGACAUUGCCCGCAGCACGCUGGCAAAAAUCAUAGAGGAUCUGGGGGUGCACUUCCUGCAGUACGUCCUGAAGGAGCUGCAGACCACCCUUGUCCGCGGCUAUCAGGUGCACGUGCUGACUUUCACCGUUUACAUGUUGCUGCAAAACCUCAGCAGCAAGCUCCAGGUCGGAGACUUGGACUCUUGUUUAGAUAUAAUGAUUGAGAUUUUUAACCGCGAGUUGUUUGGUGCCGUUGCCGAAGAGAAGGAAGUAAAACAGAUCCUCUCCAAAGUCAUGGAGGCACGGAGGAGCAAGAGUUAUGAUUCCUACGAAAUCCUGGGCAAGUUUAUAGGAAAAGAUCAAGUAACAAAACUUAUCCUUCCAUUAAAAGAGAUCUUACAAAAUACCACGAGUCUGAAAGUGGCCCGGAAGGUGCAUGAAGCCUUACGGCGAAUCAUAGCAGGCCUGAUCGUCAAUCAGGACAUGACGGCGGAGGCCAUCCUGUUGCUCAGUUACGGCUUGGUCAGCGAAAAUCUCCCCCUGUUAACAGAGAAAGAAAAAAACCCAGCACCCCCUGCACCAGAUCCACGCCUGCCACCCCCGAGCUGCCUUCUGCUUCCGCCGACUCCCACUCGGACCGGACCGAAAGCUGCUGUGAGCAGGAAGACCAACAUGCACAUAUUUAUUGAAUCUGGACUUCGGCUGUUACAUCUGAGCCUGAAGACUUCCAAGAUCAAGUCUUCGUGUGAACAUGCCCUGGAGAUGCUGGACCCUUUCGUGCCUCUGCUCAUAGACUGCCUGGCGUCCCGGGACGUGAAGGUGACCACAGGUGCUUUACAGUGCCUCAUCUGGGUGCUGAGGUUCCCUCUGCCUGCCAUCGACACCAAGGCAGAAAAGCUCACGAAACACCUCUUCCUUUUGCUCAAGAACUACGCAAAACUUGGGGCAGCAAGGGGUCAGAAUUUCCACCUGGUGGUCAACUGUUUCAAGUGUGUGACUAUCCUUGUCAAGAAAGUCAAGUCGUACCAAAUAACUGAAAAACAGCUUCAAGUCCUCCUGGCGUACGCUGAGGAAGACAUUUACGACACUUCGAGACAAGCUACUGCGUUUGGUCUUCUCAAGGCUAUUUUAUCAAGAAAGUUGUUGGUUCCAGAAAUUGAUGAUGUCAUGCGGAAAGUAUCCAAGUUGGCUAUUUCUGCACAAAACGAGCCUGCCAGAGUCCAGUGCAGACAGGUGUUUCUGAAAUACCUUCUUGACUAUCCCCUGGGCGACAAAUUGAGACCAAACUUGGACUUCUUGCUGGCUCAGCUGAAUUACGAACAUGAGACCGGAAGAGAGUCCACCUUGGAGAUGAUCGCCUAUCUCUUUGAGACAUUCCCUCAGGGACUUCUCCACGAGAACUGUGGCAUGUUCUUUGUUCCUCUUUGUCUCAUGGUGGUGAAUGAUGACUCUGCCAUGUGCAAAAAAAUGGCGUCCAUGACAAUCAAAUCCUUGCUCAGUAAAAUCAGUCUGGAGAAGAAGGACUGGCUGUUUGAAAUGGUCACCUCCUGGCUUGGAGCAAAGAAAAGCCUGAACAGACAGCUUGCUGCCCUCAUCUGUGGCUUGUUUGUGGAAAACGAAGGCCUCGAUUUUGAGAGAAGGCUUAGCACUGUUCUUCCUGUGCUGGAAAGGACGAUUGACCCUGACAACUUUCAAGAUGUCGUGGAAGAGGCGGAGGAGAAGGCUGCAGACCGCCUGCUCUUCAGCUUUCUCACGCUGAUGACUAAGCUCAUCAAGGAAUGCAACGUUAUCCAGCACACCAAGCCUGCAGAGACAUGGAGCAAAAUCUGGAGUCACGUGCAUGCCCACCUGAGACACCCACACAGCUGGGUGUGGCUCACAGCAGCCCAGAUCUUUGGAUUGCUGUUUUCCUCCUGUCAGCCAGAGGAGCUCGUUCAAAAAUGGCAUGCCAAAAAAGCUAAAAAGAAGCUCUCGGAACCGGUAGCGGUCCAGUUCCUAACAAGCGACCUUGACCAGAAGAUGAAAAGCAUCGCUCUAGCCUCUUGCCAUCAGUUGCAUUCCAAGUUCUUAGAUCAGUCUCUGGGGGAGCAGGUUGUUAAGAAUUUGUUAUUUGUAGCUAAAGUCUUGUAUUUGCUGGAACCUGAUUGUGGAGACAGAGAAGGUAAAGUCGGAGAAGAUGCGGUGGAGCAGGCAGAGGGGGACCCCGAAGAGGUGAAGGACGGGUCUCCCAAGCCAGCCACACUGCUGUGGCUCAUCCAGAAAUUAUCCCGCAUGGCGAAGCUGGAGGCCGCAUAUUCGCCCCGAAACCCCUUAAAGAGAACGUGCAUCUUCAAGUUCCUCGGCGCCGUGGCCAUGGACCUUGGUGUAGACAAGGUGCAGCCCUAUCUCCCCGUGAUCAUCGCGCCUCUGUUUCGAGAACUGAACAGCACCUAUUCCGAGCAAGAUCCUCUGCUGAAGAAUCUGUCCCAGGAAAUCAUAGACUUACUCAAAAAACUCGUUGGCCUUGAGAACUUCUCAUUAGCCUUUGCCUCUGUGCAAAAGCAGGCGAAUGAGAAAAGAGCGCUGCGGAAAAAGAGGAAGGCUCUGGAGUUCGUAACCAAUCCUGAUAUUGCUGCCAAGAAAAAGCUGAAGAAACACAAGAAUAAAAGUGAAGCCAAGAAGAGAAAGAUAGAGUUUCUACGUCCAGGCUAUAAGGCCAAGAGACAGAAAACUCAGAGCCUGAAGCAGUUAGCAAUGGUGGAAUAGCUGACUUACUCUAACUCCGGAGUGUGAACUUUCUGGUCUGCUGGUUUAAGUGUGUACCAGGUUUGAUUAUUUAAAUUAUAUUUUUGGCAUAGAUUGUAUAUAUCUAUGUGUAAUAUAACAUGAGCAUAUAUUUUUUAAUUAAAAUGCUGCAUACUGUACCAUAUCUUCAUUAUCUAAAAUAUCUGACACUGGUGAAAGAAUUUGACAUAAAUUUUUAUCAAAAAAUACACAUAAAAAUUGCAAGAAAAAAAAAUACAGCUGUUAGGGAUAGACCAGGUAAGCGAUUUGCCAGUUUUAUGGAGACUGCCAGAGCAUUAGGAAAAAUCUGCACAAAUAUGACCUGGUUCAUGAAUAAGAACAUGUGGUCAUAAGAUGCUGGAUCUUCCCAAGUUCAUCCCCCUGGGUAAAUGCAUUUCUGAGCAGCAAAAGCACUGGUAGGCUACCAGAAUGAUCCUAAACUCUAUAUAGAAGAUAAUAAG